Molecule: messenger RNA, 979 nt
Organism: Tribolium castaneum (red flour beetle)
Lineage: Eukaryota; Metazoa; Arthropoda; Insecta; Coleoptera; Tenebrionidae
Product: LDL receptor repeat-containing protein egg-2
Exons: 3
Coding region: 20-895 (291 amino acids)
Cellular component (GO): plasma membrane
Molecular function (GO): protein binding
Source: RefSeq, a predicted model, not a curated record
UUAAAAUGCGUCAGUUGCGAUGAUUUUGCACCCGAACACGGUACAACUCACCAAAAUCCACUACUACAAUGGCGAGAUACCGACAAUUUCGCGCGAAAUUUUCGACAAUUGUGUCAACAACAGUCACGUCAAAAUCGAAAAAAAUUGCUUCCGCCAACGCUGGAUUCUGAAAAUUAACGAAAUCCAAGGCGGCCGCGCCAAACUCCAGUGGCGCCUCGUUGUCGCAGUGUCGAUUUGUGUGCUUGUGGCAGUUGUUUUCGCGCUGUUUUUCGUCAAGCAGGCGAGUUUUGUCAAAAAUCAAACGCCUACUUUGACGCUUAACUACACCAAGAAUUUGAAUCUGGGGAAUUUCACAUUUUGUCACAACUGCACGUCAAGUGAGAUUUGUUUGAAACUAACGGAAGGGGAAACACCCAAGUGUUGCCAACCGGUGGAUGACAAAGACCCGACCGGGUGCGGGGGUUUUUGCUCGGUUGAUACGCAAUUUUGCCAACUGUUGGACGCUCAACACCGAAUUUACCAAUGUUCCAAUGUUACCAACACACUCAAAUGUCCCCAGGAUACGUUCAAUUGUGGCAACAUGUGCGUAAAUUUGACCAAACGUUGCGAUGGUUUUAUUCAUUGUCGCGACAAAACGGACGAAAUUAAGUGUGUUUGUGAUUUGGGGACGCAUUUUCAGUGCGGUAACGCCACGUCAUGUCUACCAAUUGCGAAAAAAUGCAACGGUUUGGUCGACUGUUGGGACAAAAGUGACGAAAUCGGGUGCCAAAAUGAUUGUCCCAAUGGAACCAUCCCAUGCCUUAACGGCGAUUGUAUAAUGAAAGAAAAUUUCUGCGACGGGACUUUCCACUGUUUGGACCGCUCAGAUGAGCCACAGGGGUGCCAACUCAAAUAAAACUCUCUUAAAAUUGUGUUUUAUUAAACCAAAUCUUCACAAUAAUCGGAGAAAAAGUCCAAUAAAAACGUAAAAUCUGACACA